Oncorhynchus tshawytscha (Chinook salmon) is the source of this 3546-nucleotide messenger RNA. RefSeq names its product Rho guanine nucleotide exchange factor (GEF) 25b (gene arhgef25b). The coding region runs from base 346 to 2388 and encodes 680 amino acids. Gene Ontology annotation, biological process: axon guidance. The record is from RefSeq and is a predicted model, not a curated record. Lineage: Eukaryota; Metazoa; Chordata; Actinopteri; Salmoniformes; Salmonidae. Gene Ontology annotation, molecular function: guanyl-nucleotide exchange factor activity. The transcript has 16 exons. Gene Ontology annotation, cellular component: plasma membrane; cytoplasm.
GUUCCACACACACAGAAUGCUAGCCCACUAUCUGACCACAGAGUGAGCUCAGUGAAUUGUGGAAAGCAUAUUGUUUCUCCAAAUCUCUCCCUCUCUCUUUCACUCUUCCACAUGGGAUCCUAAAAGACUGGACUAUUUCUUCUUUGGAUAUCCUCCUCCUGCUUUGGGAUUUAACUGAGAGUAGAGCAAGCUUUCUUUCUUUUUCUUUCCUGAAUUUUUUUAUCUUCUGGGGAUUACCACAGAAAUACCUCCUGUGUGCGUUUGAGCGUGAGUGUGUGUGAGUGUGUGUGUGUCCUGUGCCAUGCCCACCCCUGGUCGCUUUGGGACUAACGGCAGUGGAUCAGCAUGAAGGGGGGUCACCAUCAGCGGGGGUGCGGGUGUCAGCACCUGUUCCGAAAAGUACUGGCUAAGUGUGGCUGCUGCUACGCCCGAGUUCGAGAGUCGUACUCUGUGGCCGGCAGUGAGGGCAGCAUCACUCCAUCCGUAGGCUCUAUGGCCAACCAGGCCUCUGGCAUCUCCAGCCCCUGCUCGACCUCCUCCCCUGGGGAGUCACGGCACUCCGUCAGUGCCCUGAAGAAGUGGCUCACCAACCCCGUCCGCAAGCUGAGCGUGGGGGGAGGAGGAGGAGUGAAAGGAGGAGGGGGAUGCAAGGAGGACAGGCAGGUCCACAGGCUAGAUGGGAAGCAUCCCUCUCCCCUCCUCCCUAACGGCCAAGCCCUUGGAAGGCCUCUGGAGCAGGGGGAGAACUACACAAUCCUCCCCUGCACUGAUGUGGACUUGGGGAAUGAUGCCCUGGUGAGUCCAGCGACGUACUCUCCAACACACCCUCUCUGUCACAGCUACCUAUCUGACCUACUACAGGACAGGGAUACACACAGUCUGAACCAUCAUUAUUCCACUAUUCUCCCAGAAGAAGUAGAUGGCUCCUCCCUGAUUGAUGACUCGACCAGCCAAUGGUCAGCCACCAUGGACAGUGAGGAGGACAGGAGGAGUGCCUUAGAGAAAAGCAUAUAUGUGCUGACAGAGCUGAUAGAGACAGAGAAGUUGUAUGUGGACGACCUGGGCCUCAUAGUAGAGGGCUACAUGGCCAGCAUGGCCACUCAAGGGAUUCCAGAGGACAUGAAGGGCAAAGACAAGAUAGUGUUCGGGAACAUCCACCAGAUCUAUGACUGGCAUAAAGACUAUCUCCUGGGGGAGCUGGAGAAGUGUGUGUCAGAGCCCGACAGACUGGCCCAACUCUUCAUCAAGCAUGAGCGGCGUCUCCACAUGUACGUAGUGUACUGUCAGAACAAGCCAAAGUCAGAGCACAUUGUCUCAGAGUAUAUCGAGACCUACUUCGAGGAGCUGAGGCAGCAGCUGGGCCACAGACUACAACUCAACGACCUGCUCAUCAAACCAGUACAGAGGAUCAUGAAAUACCAACUACUGCUCAAGGACUUCCUGAAGUACUACACCAAAGCAGGAAGGGAUACCUCAGAGCUGGAGAGAGCGGUGGAGGUGACGUGUUUCGUGCCCAAGCGCUGUAAUGAUAUGAUGAAUGUGGGCAGACUGCAGGGCUUUGAGGGGAAGAUCACAGCCCAGGGGAAGCUGCUCCAGCAGGACACCUUUACAGUCAGUGAGCAGGACAGCAGCUUCCUGUCCCGCGCCAAGGAGAGGCGUGUCUUCCUGUUUGAACAGCUGGUCAUUAUCAGUGAGCCAAUCGACAGGAAAAAGGGCUUCUCUCUGCCAGGGUACACCUUUAAAAACAGCAUCAAGCUCAGUUGUCUGGGUGUGGAGGACCACUGUGAGGAGGACCCAUGUCGUCUGGUGCUGACGUCCCGCGGGCCUGAUGGGAGCGUGACACGCUUCGUCCUACAGGCAUCGUCCCCUGAGACGCGAAGGGCCUGGGUCAACGACGUGGUCCAGAUCCUGGACACACAGAGGAACUUCCUCAAUGCUCUCCAGUCUCCUAUAGAGUACCAGCGAAGGGAGUCCAACAGCCUGGGACGAGCCAUGAGGGCGCCCGUGGCAACGACCUCUGGCCUGCGACCCCACUCCUCUGCCUCCAUUGACCGCCACCGGCUACCUUACCUGCACUCCUACAACACCUCUCUGCCCUCCCUGCACCUGCCCAGCCAGGGACCCACUGCAGAAACACAGUCCCCACUGUACCUUAGCCCUGCAACACCCCGUCCCUCUCACCUCCCUCUGAAGCUCACCAUGUCCCAAGAGGCCAGGCACUGCCAGGGGGUGUCCAACGGCCUGUGCCCCCCUACCCAGCACAGCUUACAGGGUGGUACUGUCUGUUACCAUGGAGCCAUGCCGGGGGAGGGAGGGACUUACGCAUCGCAUCGCUCAGGCAACCUGGAUCAGCUAACUGAACUCUCUCUGCAUGAGCAUGAGUGCUGAUAACCUUUGACUUCACAGCCUGAAUGAAGGGGUGUAGGGUGAAGUUGCCCCUAGACGCUGAUCUUAGGUCAGUUUAGAAUUUACCCCAGGUUAGGUUUGGGGGAUGAGGAAGCUGAUCCUAGAUCUGUACCUAGUGUAACCUUCAGUCUAUAGCGAAUGUGUCGCAGGCUGAUAGAGCCCUGGUUAACCUGGCUCCACUCAGGACAGGCAGGGGGUCUAGGGCGGGGUUAGUUCAGACAGUUUCGCUAUCACAACUCUUGUGAUUACCCUAAUAACAUUAGAUUAGGAUUACUAUGGUAUCUCUAGCUUCUAAUUAUGAUUUUUUUGUUGGUAUUUCUGUCAUAUUACAUUUUCUACUAUUUUGAAACCUGUACUUACUAUUGUGAUGCGAGAAGUGAAGCAGAAAUGCAGCCCUCUGGUGUUUGUGUGUGUGUGUGUGUGUGUGUGUGUGUGUCUCUCUCUCUCUGGUGGAAUGCAUCUGCGUUGCAACGGUUGCUAUUCACACUGCAAACCGUUUCUACAGUACAGUACCACUCAUAUGGUGACACGCUUAACACCAUUUGUUUUCGUAUAGAAAUAGACAUUUGGGAACUACCACUUAAGUCGCCAGCCCUUUCAUGUUGCUUUUUCUUAAACACGGGGACCAUAUUAAUAUUAUGCUACUGCUACGUGUGACAGAUUUGAUCACUUUGCACAACAAGGAAAGUAAAACAGCAGUGGAGAGGUAAUGCCAUAUCUAUUCUCUGUCCCUCUUCCUAAAUAGCUAUCCUCCUAUUCUGAAUUCAUCCUCACCACCAUUUCAUAAAGCAGCCUUUGGGUCAAGAGUGUUGACAUUGUGGGCCGGAGAACUAUUUGAGCUUGAUUGUGGGACUGAAUUUGUCCAGGGCUUGAGCAGUCAUGAUUGUCUACUCUAUCCAUUAUUACUGUGUUGCUCGGUUUGCAUACUUUUCCCUUCAUUUAAGGGACCACUUUAACCCUGCCAUUGUUCCAACGUUAUCUGAAGAAAACACACGUAAACUCACACAAAGCUCACUCCAAACUCUGAAGGAGAGAGGAAAAGGGGACACCGAUAGAGGGCGUGCUCAUCUGUCAGUGUCAUCAUGAAUGUAAAUAAUCUGCUGUGAGAUCAUAUCAAUAAACAACGUUUAUGAAAAACUG